UGGACCAUGACGUCAAGGUGGGCGGGCAGCGGCAGGUGCGGGGCUGACAGACAGCCUCCUUUAAGGCGGAGGGAUCUGGGGGCGGGCAGCGAAGGUGUGCUUCGCCUUAUAUAAGGCGACUGGGGUCUCACAGCCGUUCUCUUGAGUCACCCCCCGUGCAGUCCUGUUCUGGCGUGAGAGCCGGAGGCAGUCCUUCCCUGCUCAGCUUUGUGGUGUUUGUGAUCCUUAUCCUUUAAGAUGCCUGAGGAAGUGCACCAUGGCGAGGAGGAAGUGGAGACUUUUGCCUUCCAGGCAGAAAUCGCCCAGCUCAUGUCUCUCAUCAUCAAUACCUUUUAUUCCAACAAGGAGAUUUUUCUUCGGGAGUUGAUCAGUAAUGCUUCUGAUGCCUUGGACAAGAUUCGCUAUGAGAGCCUGACAGACCCUUCCAAAUUGGACAGUGGUAAAGAGCUGAAAAUUGACAUCAUCCCCAACCCCCAGGAGCGCACCCUGACUCUGGUAGACACAGGCAUUGGCAUGACCAAAGCUGAUCUCAUAAAUAAUUUGGGAACCAUUGCCAAGUCUGGUACUAAAGCAUUUAUGGAGGCUCUUCAGGCUGGUGCAGACAUCUCCAUGAUUGGACAGUUCGGUGUUGGCUUCUAUUCUGCCUACCUGGUGGCAGAGAAAGUGGUUGUGAUCACAAAGCACAAUGAUGAUGAACAGUAUGCCUGGGAGUCUUCUGCUGGGGGCUCCUUCACAGUUCGUGCUGACCAUGGUGAGCCCAUUGGCCGAGGUACCAAGGUCAUUCUGCAUCUUAAGGAGGACCAGACAGAAUACUUAGAAGAGAGACGGGUGAAAGAGGUGGUAAAGAAGCACUCACAGUUCAUAGGUUAUCCCAUCACACUUUAUCUGGAGAAGGAACGUGAGAAAGAAAUCAGUGAUGAUGAGGCAGAGGAAGAGAAAGGUGAUAAAGAGGAGGAAGAUAAAGAUGAUGAGGAGAAGCCCAAGAUUGAAGAUGUGGGCUCAGAUGAGGAGGAUGAUAGUGGCAAAGAUAAGAAAAAGAAGACAAAAAAGAUCAAGGAGAAGUAUAUUGAUCAGGAAGAAUUGAACAAGACCAAGCCCAUCUGGACCAGGAACCCUGAUGACAUCACCCAGGAGGAAUAUGGAGAGUUCUACAAAAGCCUGACCAAUGACUGGGAAGAUCACCUGGCAGUCAAGCACUUCUCUGUAGAAGGUCAGUUGGAAUUCAGAGCAUUGCUGUUCAUCCCCCGUCGGGCUCCUUUUGACCUCUUUGAGAACAAAAAGAAAAAGAACAACAUCAAACUUUACGUGCGCCGUGUGUUCAUCAUGGACAGCUGCGAUGAGCUGAUACCAGAGUACCUCAACUUCAUCCGCGGUGUGGUUGACUCUGAAGACCUUCCCCUGAACAUCUCCCGAGAAAUGCUCCAGCAGAGCAAGAUUUUGAAGGUCAUUCGUAAAAACAUUGUUAAGAAGUGCCUGGAGCUCUUCUCUGAGCUGGCAGAAGACAAGGAGAACUACAAGAAAUUCUACGAGGCUUUCUCAAAAAAUCUAAAGCUUGGAAUCCAUGAGGACUCCACUAAUCGGCGGCGCCUUUCCGAGCUGCUGCGCUACCAUACCUCCCAGUCUGGCGAUGAGAUGACUUCUCUCUCAGAGUACGUCUCACGCAUGAAGGAGACCCAGAAGUCCAUCUACUAUAUCACUGGUGAGAGCAAGGAGCAGGUUGCCAACUCUGCGUUUGUGGAGCGUGUGCGGAAGCGGGGUUUCGAGGUGGUGUACAUGACAGAGCCCAUCGACGAGUACUGUGUGCAGCAGCUCAAGGAGUUUGAUGGGAAGAGCCUGGUCUCAGUUACCAAGGAGGGCCUGGAGCUGCCUGAGGAUGAGGAGGAGAAGAAAAAGAUGGAGGAGAGCAAGGCCAAGUUUGAGAACCUCUGCAAACUCAUGAAAGAGAUCUUGGAUAAGAAAGUAGAGAAGGUGACCAUCUCCAACAGGCUCGUGUCUUCACCCUGUUGCAUUGUGACCAGCACCUAUGGCUGGACAGCCAACAUGGAGCGCAUCAUGAAAGCUCAGGCACUUCGGGACAACUCAACCAUGGGCUACAUGAUGGCCAAAAAGCACCUGGAGAUCAACCCUGACCACCCCAUUGUGGAGACGCUGCGACAGAAGGCAGAGGCAGACAAGAACGACAAGGCUGUCAAGGACCUAGUGGUGCUGCUGUUUGAAACGGCACUGCUAUCUUCUGGCUUCUCGCUGGAAGAUCCCCAGACCCAUUCCAACCGCAUCUACCGCAUGAUCAAGCUUGGCCUGGGCAUUGAUGAGGACGAAGUGACAGCAGAGGAGCCCAGUGCUGCUGUUCCUGAUGAGAUCCCCCCACUCGAGGGUGAUGAGGAUGCAUCUCGCAUGGAAGAAGUAGAUUAGGAGUUGCUACCUGCAAACUUUGUUCCCUCUGUAUAGUGUCCCCAUUGGCUCCCCUGGCAGCAGCCCCCAGUGGCCCUAGCCCACCUGGUCUCCUCUGCUGAUGUCUAGUGGUUUUAUUUGUUUUUCUGUCUAAGGCAGGCUACAGGGGCCGCAAGCCCUAAUAACCCUUCCCACAUUUGACAUUGGGUCUGGGUGUCGUGUACUGUGCUCGUUUAUUUUGUUCUGAGAUUAAAGUAUGCAAAAUAAAGAAGAUGCAGUUUUAUACA
Messenger RNA from Phacochoerus africanus (Common warthog), 2678 nucleotides. RefSeq names its product heat shock protein 90 alpha family class B member 1 (gene HSP90AB1). The record is from RefSeq and is a predicted model, not a curated record. The transcript has 12 exons. NCBI's taxonomy places the organism in Eukaryota, Metazoa, Chordata, Mammalia, Artiodactyla, Suidae. Gene Ontology annotation, cellular component: protein-containing complex; plasma membrane; cytosol. The coding region runs from base 238 to 2412 and encodes 724 amino acids. Gene Ontology annotation, biological process: cellular response to heat; protein folding; protein stabilization. Gene Ontology annotation, molecular function: ATP-dependent protein folding chaperone; ATP binding; ATP hydrolysis activity.